Messenger RNA from Fragaria vesca subsp. vesca, 480 nucleotides. Its product is annotated as UPF0587 protein v1g245604-like. Lineage: Eukaryota; Viridiplantae; Streptophyta; Magnoliopsida; Rosales; Rosaceae. Bases 1 to 480 code for a protein of 159 amino acids. The record is from RefSeq and is a predicted model, not a curated record. Gene Ontology annotation, molecular function: zinc ion binding. The transcript is spliced from 4 exons.
AUGGUGCGUUUCUUUCUUAUGAUCAUGGCCAAUCUCCAGGGCGUCACUAACCUUGAGCCCCAAGGUGGCUUCAAGGACCCCGACUUUACCUAUCUCUUCAAGUUGAAAUGUGAGGGCUGUGGAGAGCUGACCGAGAAAGAAGCUGCUGUGAGAUUGAGCCUGAGCAAACGCAAGGGUGCCCCUGAUCUUGUGCGGAAGUGCAAGUUCUGUGAGAGGGAAGGGAGUGUGACAAUGAUGCCAGAAUGUUGUAAACCACUGACCAAGGAAGGGGUUUUUCACCCCUUGAUGAUGUUCGACUGCAAGGGCUAUGAGCCUGUGGAUUUCGUUUUCGGUGGUAGGUGGAAGGUUGAAUCUGUGGCAGGGAAAACUUACGACAACGUUAACUUGUCGAAAGGGGAAUUCGCUGAAUACGAUGAGAGUGGAGAGCUUCUGGUUAGGAUUUCCAGUCUCCAUUCUAGUUUUAAUGUUUGGAAUCUUUGA